Messenger RNA from Brassica oleracea var. oleracea, 1306 nucleotides. Its product is annotated as CDP-diacylglycerol--glycerol-3-phosphate 3-phosphatidyltransferase 2-like. Gene Ontology annotation, molecular function: CDP-diacylglycerol-glycerol-3-phosphate 3-phosphatidyltransferase activity. Gene Ontology annotation, biological process: glycerophospholipid biosynthetic process. The transcript is spliced from 6 exons. Lineage: Eukaryota; Viridiplantae; Streptophyta; Magnoliopsida; Brassicales; Brassicaceae. The record is from RefSeq and is a predicted model, not a curated record. The coding region runs from base 448 to 873 and encodes 141 amino acids. Gene Ontology annotation, cellular component: membrane; chloroplast envelope.
UUAGGUGCCAUCAGAUUCAAAAUAACAAAAUCGUCGAUUUAAGGCGCACGAUGCGUUGGUGAACGUUAGCAUAUCUCCAAACUGCAUUAUCAUUGGCCGUUAUGCGUUCCACAAAGACUUAGGGUUCCGGACUCAGCGGAGGUGUCGCCACCGCUUCUCAAUCGCCGGCGUAAGGCGGAUCAUCUAAUUUACAGAUCAGAUGGGCGAAGAAGACGCCUUGACGGUGGAUCAGAACAGUUAUAAUGGUGGGGAAGCUUCUUACCUCCGUAAUAACAAUCCCUCGCCACAUCUAUCUUCCAAAGUGCUUACAUUGCCCACCGUAUUAACCCUUGGCCGUGUAGCCGCCGUUCCGAUCCUCGUCGCGACUUUCUACGUUGAUUGCUGGUGGGGGAGAACUGCCACAACGAGUAUCUUCGUUGCAGCAGCCGUUACAGAUUGGCUUGACGGAUGAGAUCAGGAUCUGCGUUUGGUGCUUUUUUGGAUCCAGUUGCAGAUAAGCUUAUGGUAGCAGCAACAUUGAUAUUGCUGUGCACUAAACCUAUGGACGCCCUUGUCUUGGGACCAGUUCCAUGGUUAGUGACUGUACCUUCAAUUGCCAUCAUAGGUAGAGAGAUUACUAUGUCAGCAGUAAGAGAGUGGGCUGCAUCUCAAAACGGAAAGCUUUCCAAGGCUGUUGCUGUAAAUAGCUUGGGAAAGUGGAAAACUACAACGCAGAUGAUAGCGCUGACCAUACUGCUUGCAAGCCGGGAUAGCAGUUUAGAGAGGCUAUUACCGCCGGGUAUUGGGUUGCUCUAUGUAUCUGCAGGUCUCUCUAUAUUGUCUUUAGUUGUUUAUAUGAGACAGAUUGUGAGAGUACUGCUAAAGAAGAAGUAGCGAGAUUGCUUUUCUGGCUUUUGCGUUCAGUAUAUACACAUAGAAUGGAAGACUCGCCCAGCUCCAUUUUACCUCUCUUCUUAUUGAAGAAAGCACUAGAAGACUCUUAUGAUGCUUUAGUUCUGUUUUCAACUUUGGGUUCUGCGAUCAUACUCAGCUUGGUUUGGUUUUGUAUAACCUCUCUGAAUCACGUUGCUCCUUGCUCGCUGCACACUGAGUUUUACUAAAGCAGCAGCAUGAAUUUUUGGACAAUGAAGGAGAAAGCAAGCAGGUGCAGUUUCAUUCUAGAUGGAGUCUUGCUUGGUCUCUGAGAUGAUGAAACAGAACAGUUGUUGCAUGUCAUGUAGAUGCUUUUUCAAUCUUUUCCUGAUACAACAAUAUAAACAUAUAUAAAAACAAAUCUUUGAUAUAAUAUCUCAGUGGCUUCGUUUCA